This is a messenger RNA of Magnolia sinica, 1768 nucleotides long. Its product is annotated as tubby-like protein 4. Bases 122 to 1351 code for a protein of 409 amino acids. Lineage: Eukaryota; Viridiplantae; Streptophyta; Magnoliopsida; Magnoliales; Magnoliaceae. The record is from RefSeq and is a predicted model, not a curated record. The transcript is spliced from 9 exons.
GUUCAGGUUAACCCGAAUCCGAGUUUCAGUCCUAUUCAAAAUAAUUCAAAACUCAUGCUCCCUCUUUAAAAUCUCUCUCUCUCUCUCUCUCUCUCUCUCUCUCUCUCUCUCUCAUCCAAGCAUGCCGGGAUUCAAGAAAUCCUCCUCAGUAUCUCGCCAAUCUUCAUACAAUUCCCUCUAUCUGAAUCCUCUCAAUGAGUUUAAGCACAACAGAAGCUUCAGCGAUGGCGACCGCAACGGAAGCCCCGCUGUGGUCGGCCUCCACAUGUGCCGCAACCAUGCCGCCGUCGUCUGCGGCGGCAAGGAGAAUGCCGUACCCAAAAGCGCUUCUUCGCUGCCGUCGAAGACGAAGCCGUUUCUUUCCGAGAGGAAAACACCCUCUUCAACCCCGCUCCAAAACAGGCCUCUGUUGAAGCCUUCUUCUCUCCAGCUCUGUAUGCAGAUGAACGAGCCUGAAUCAGCGUUCCGGUCGGGUCCGGUCGUUUUCAAGGAUGAGAAUUCCAACCCGUCGAAUGUGUGGGACUAUUCGGAUUCGGAUGCGGCACCCGCCUCUUCUUGGUCUACACUUCCUAAUAGGUCGUUGUUGUAUAGGCCUCUUCCAUUGGACAUUGGGAGGUGUACUUGUAUUAUAGUGAAGGAAGCAUCAGAAGAGCUUGGUGGGGCCUCUCUCUAUUCUCUUUACACUAAUGAGGGACAAGGACGGCAGGACAGGAAACUUGCCGUUGCUCGACACAGACGUCGAAAUGGUCGUUCUGAGUUCAUCAUAGCUCAAAAUGCAAAGGGGAUAUCCUGUGGUUCUGAUGAGAGUUUCAUGGGGACUAUAACAGCUAACCUCAUGGGAUCAAGAUACAGCAUAUGGGACCAGGGGAACCCUUUUGAUUCCUCCCUAAAGAAAAAAUCUAAGCUCCUUCUCGCUGUUGUAACAUUCACACCUACCAUAACCACCUUGACAGGAAGUUUCAGAAGCAUGAGGGCGUGGAUACCCAAGCACCAAUCAAUGCAGUUAAAGAAUGCCACUCAGAUUCAACAUGCCAAUGGACUACCCAAGAAUUGGGAGGAGAAGACGAACAAAACCCACCAGCUCUUUUCCAAGGUCCCAUAUUACAAUAAUGUGUCUAAGCGAUAUGAGUUGGACUUCAGAGAGAGGGGAAGAGCACCGGGGCUUAGAAUUCGAACAUCAGUAAAGAAUUUCCAGUUGACUAUGGAGGAGAAGGGAAAGCAAUCAAUUCUGCAACUAGGACGGAUUGGGAAAUCAAAGUAUGUGAUGGAUUAUAGAUUUCCGCUGACCGCAUAUCAAGCUUUCUGCAUAUGUUUGGCAUCAAUUGAUUCGAAGCUCUGUUGCUCAGUGUAAUCUUGUCAAGCUUUGAUAAGCUCGCAUUUGUGCACACACCAUCAUAGGUGCGAUAUCCAAGCUGUCCAUUCAGCAGGUGGGCCAUGAUGUUGGAGAUAGUUCGAAGGGCCAAAGUCUUUCUCAGCUGUACAUUUGGUUUUUGAACAGUGGCCCACCGCCAUCGUGAUUCUUGGGUAACAAUGUCAACAUAGUCUUAUCCCUCUGAUGAUUGGAUUGGAUCUUGCACUAAUGUGCCAUGCUGGCACAUGUGUGGUGUGUACAUGAUCUGCCUUACACACAUGUGUGGACUUAGCACCUUGUUGUUCAGCCUCUGAAUGCAAAAGGUUAGAUUAGAUUGCACUUUUAUUCAAUGUUAGAAGCUUAUGAAGUGUACCACAACAUCUGUUGCCUCUUAAGGACCCACCAUUUUCAGUUCAA